Molecule: messenger RNA, 195 nt
Organism: Linnemannia hyalina
Lineage: Eukaryota; Fungi; Mortierellomycota; Mortierellomycetes; Mortierellales; Mortierellaceae
Source: the annotation of a GenBank genome assembly
AUGCUCUACGCCACUACCUACCGCCACAAGGACUCUCGUCGCUGUACUGUGGGAGCAUUCUCAUUUUACAUGCUCGAGCGGUUCAUGAUUAACAAGGAAAGCCCUCCCGACUUCUCAGAUGUAGACAAGUGGAAGGACAUCAAGGUCCUUGUUGGCAGUGAUGUCCCAUCUGUGCCUGAUCCUGACCUCAGCUGA